This is a messenger RNA of Myotis daubentonii (Daubenton's bat), 2343 nucleotides long. RefSeq names its product dynein axonemal intermediate chain 7 (gene DNAI7). Lineage: Eukaryota; Metazoa; Chordata; Mammalia; Chiroptera; Vespertilionidae. Gene Ontology annotation, cellular component: axoneme. Gene Ontology annotation, molecular function: microtubule binding; beta-tubulin binding. The record is from RefSeq and is a predicted model, not a curated record.
GCGCCGCCCGGAAGGACGCAGCGCGACUGCGCGGACCGUGCGCUGUUUCCCUGGGGCGUCAGUGGGCGGGGCUUGUCGUCCUGACAACCCCAGAGCGUUUAGUCGCACAGCUCGGCUGCCCCUCUUGCAGACGCACCGCGGAGGUCGUGCUUCACUGAGCAUGAGUACCAAAGCAAAAAAGACUGGCAAUAAGAAAAAGAAAUUCUCCAAACUUGAACGACUGAAGCAGCUACAAGAGGAGGAGGAGAAACGACUAAAAGAGGAAGAGGAAGCCCGUGUGAAAUCUGAAAAAGAAGAACUAGCAAGGCUUGAAAUAGAACAAAUUGAGAAAGAAAAAUGGCAACAGCUUGAAGCAAAGGAUCUAGGAAGGAAAAAUGAAGAACUUGAAGAACUUUAUUUAUUAGAGAAAUGUUUUUCUGAAGCAGAGAAAAUGAAACGAGAACAUAGAUUGUAUUCUCAGUGGAUGCACUACAUUCAAUGUGAUGGGUGCCCUGACCCCUCAGUAGCCCAGGAAAUUAACACUUUCAUUAGCUUAUGGAAAGAGGAAAAAAAUGAGACAUUUGAGGAAGUAAUUGCAAAGAGUAAACUAGUGCUAUAUUUGAUUGAUAGGUUGAAAUUAAUUUUAUUGGAAACGCCAUCUCAUGACUUGCAAGAGAAAAGCAUCGUGCAGUACCAGGGCUCCAUUGUGGAGCUGCGGGAACUCCUCCACCUUAAGUUCAACAUCGCCACGGAGCUGCUGCUCAGGCAAGCUAGUACUUUAGCAGAUCUGGACACUGGAAAUAUGGAAAAAGUCAUUCAGGAUGAAAAUAUUACCCUGUAUGUGUGGGCAAACCUCAAGAAGAAUCCAAGGCACAGAAGUAUCAAAUGCAAUGAAAUGCAAAUUGGAUUUGAAAUUCCAAGGAUAUUAGCAUCAAGUGACAUUGCUCUACGACUCCUACAUACUCGCUAUGAUCAUGUCACGCCACUGUGCCCUGUUCCGAUAGUAUUAAACGGUCACACUCCCCUGGAAUCUCCCUCUGUCCAAGGUGAAGUUAGUGCUGAACAAUCAGCAACCAGCAAAGAGCUCCAAGAAGAGUAUAAACAACCAGAAAAUGAGUCUAACUUAGCCCAGGAGGAAGAAACAAAAUCUGAAGAACAAGAUGAUAAUACUGUUGGAGUACACGCAAGUUUUGUCGAGGAAGAACCUGAAAGCACAAAACAAGGCCUGGAGAUGAAAAUAUUAAAUGAAACAGUUCCCACAGCACAGCUGUUGCUGCUGGAGAACGCUCCUGAGAGGCUGCGUGCAUUUGAAGACGAUGAGGUUGACAUAUGCCAGUUCUCCACUCUGGGUGGAGUGUACCACUUGGAUAUUCUGGAGCUGCCCCCACAGUGUAAACAAAUGAAGGGCUGGAUGAUUAUGGAAAUACUCAAAGAUGGAUUACAGAAAUUUGUUUAUCCUCCAGCAACUACAGAAGACUUAGAAACAGAAAACGUUUUCCCACCCAUAGAGGUCAUGCUUGAGGUUCAUGAGAACGUGAUCUUUUUUGAGAAUCCCAUGGUGGCAAGGUGGGAUGCUGAAGGUAAACAUUGGAAAACCGAUGGCAUCAGUAAUGUAGUUUAUAAAUCAGAAGAAAGAAUUAUAACAUUCAGCCUGGACACUUUGGGCCCUGUUACCUUGAUUCAAGAUGCUCAUAUUAACAUGCCAUACCAGUCAUGGGAACUAAGACCACUCGAUGAGAAUAAAGUACUUUUGACUGUGACGACAGUAUUUGCUGAGAUUCAAAUACAAAUUAAGGAAGGCCUCUGCAUGUUAGCUUCAAUAAACAUGGGUGACAAAAAGCCUCUCUCUAUUUUGGAAGGAAAAUGGAUGACUCCUAUUUAUUUCAUUAUUACUUUGCAAGAAGCUGGAUUGAAUAUCUUCCCUACUGAAUACUCUCAUUUUUAUGUUGCUACAAGCUGUAAGGUUCCUUUGGUGGAAAUGAAAGCUUAUCGACAAAUGGCCUUGUUAAGUUCUGCUUUUGCGUUCGGUUGGAGCAAGUGGAAUAUGCAGUGUGGUUCUGAAAAAGUUAUAUUUAAGGUGAGUGAAUGCCUCACUAAAGAACAGGAAUGUAUUCAGGAUCCUACAUGGACUCUUUUAAUGUUUAGUGGCAACCGAGCACAAAGGCUCAAGAUUGACGAAGACAGUGAGGCAUUCUCUGAGGCCCUGAAAGAGGAAACUGAGUUUCAUUCCACUCUCUAUCACAUGAUCAAGGAUUUUGCUUCUCAAGAAGCAAUGGAGAAAACCAAGGGCCCUGACAGCCAGUUUAUUGACUCUGUGUGCCACAUGCUACUCUGUAUUAGAAUACUCAGCUAUUCUUAAUCUCU